Molecule: messenger RNA, 1882 nt
Organism: Capsella rubella
Lineage: Eukaryota; Viridiplantae; Streptophyta; Magnoliopsida; Brassicales; Brassicaceae
Product: eukaryotic translation initiation factor 2A
Exons: 14
Coding region: 101-1639 (512 amino acids)
Biological process (GO): translational initiation
Cellular component (GO): cytosolic small ribosomal subunit
Molecular function (GO): ribosome binding; tRNA binding; protein binding
Source: RefSeq, a predicted model, not a curated record
UAGACGGUUCAGAGCUAAAGCCCCGGCCACAACAGCGACCGACGACUCCCCUCCCCGCCGAUUGGAGUUGCGUGUUCCAUUCAGGUAUCUUAAGGAAGCAAUGAGUUCUUCACCGUCCUUGGAGAUUUUAGUUAGAGAUGCUCAAGGUUUCUUUGUGUGGAAUGGUCCUCCAUUCAGUAAUGGUCAACCAACUCUCAAGCUUGAACGAGUUUCAUGCUCCAACACGAAGUUCAGUGUUGAUGGAUCAAAGAUUAUGGCGAUGAAAUCAGAUGGAAUCAUCACUAUCUAUGAUUCCACCAGCUUGACAGAAGUGCGGUCGUUCACUAUAGCUAAUGUUACCACUGCUGAGCUAUCUCCAUGCGGGACUUAUCUUCAGACUUUUCAAAAACCCACUACUCCACAGGAGAAGAACGUCUCUGUUUGGAAUAUUGAGACAGGAGAUCUAGCACAUAGUCAUUACCAAAAAUCCAUUACUAAAACCACAUGGCCAUCGAUUCGCUUCUGUCCUGAUGAAUCUUCCGCAUGCCGAUUGGCUACAAACGAGAUUCAUUUCUUUGACCCGAAAGAUUUCUCGAAAGGAAUAACAUCCCGGAUCAGAGUUCCUGGGGUUGCUGCAUUUGAGCUUUCUAAAACGCCAGCUUCCCAUAUUGCUGUGUUUGUUCCAGAAUCAAAGGGGAGUCCAGGCAGUGUCCAGAUAUUUGGAUGUGGGAAAGAUAUGCAGAGUCAGCCAAGUGCUCGACGUAGCUUUUUCCGUUGUUCUUCUGUGCAGUUUAGUUGGAACCACGGUUCCACUGGACUCUUAGUGGUUGUACAAUCAGAUGUUGACAAGACCAACCAAAAUUAUUAUGGGGAAACAAAGCUACAUUACCUUACAAUAGACGGCACACAUGAGGGCCUUGUUCCAUUACGUAAAGAAGGACCAGUUCAUGAUGUUCAGUGGUCCUAUUCUGGUUCAGAGUUUGCAGUUGUAUAUGGCUUUAUGCCUGCUUGUGUGACAAUUUUUGACAAGAAUUGCAAACCCUUGAUGGAACUUGGCGAAGGUCCUUAUAACACUCUUCGAUGGAACCCAAAAGGGAGAGUUUUGUGUGUGGCUGGAUUCGGUAACUUGCCUGGUUAUAUGGCGUUCUGGGAUGUUGUCAACAAGAAGCAGAUAGGAAGUAAUAAAGCUGAGUGUUCUGUAACAAGUGAAUGGUCUCCGGAUGGGCGUUAUUUCUUGACUGCCACAACAGCACCAAGACUUCAAAUUGACAAUGGGUUGAAAAUCUUCAACUACGACGGAAAGCCUUAUUUCAAGAAGAUGUUUGAGAGGCUGUAUCAGGCUGAAUGGAAACCAGAGUCACCGGACAGGUUCGGUGAGAUCAGUGAACUUAUCAAGUCAGUUGAAUCAUUGAAACUCGGCGACGGAAAAUCGCAAGGACAAGGAUCAGCUCAGAAGAAACCUAUUGUUCCCAACGAUUUUGCAAAGAAACCGGCUGCAUAUCAACCCCCGCAUGCUAAGCACGCAGCUGCUAUUCAAGCUGAGUUGCUUGGAGGAAGCAGUGCAGGAGAGAUGAGCAAGAACGCUCUUAAAAACAAGAAGAAGAGGGAGAAGAAGAAAGCGGCCGAGGCUGCUGCUGCUUCUGGUGCUAACAACGCAUGACUGAAGAAGUCACAUUCAGAUAUGAAAUAUGAAUUGAGAUUACAGUUUUGAGAUUCUCGGAUGGUAAUAAAGAUUCAAUAGAACAGGCAGAAACCGUUAUGUAAACCGCUGUUUUUUUUCCUUUACAUUUUUCUUAUCAGUUGUUUAACCCGCCAAAAUCAGAACAACAUUAUCACAAUUUCAUUAUUGUGAUGUUAAAACCCAAGACUAAUAUGCCGUAAAACUGCAUAGUUUCAUUGUUUU